Messenger RNA from Pogona vitticeps (central bearded dragon), 3198 nucleotides. The record is from RefSeq and is a predicted model, not a curated record. NCBI's taxonomy places the organism in Eukaryota, Metazoa, Chordata, Lepidosauria, Squamata, Agamidae.
UUCUGGCCGACAAUUCUUGCAGCGUUUGCGAGAGGUGAUGCACUACAACUCCCAUGGGCUGUUUGUUGGGUCAGGGUGGAUGGGCGUUGCAGUCCAGCCGCUGGAGGGCUUCGCUCUGCCCAGUCCUUGCGGUGGUGGAGGGGCGAGAUGCCCCACUCUGCCGCUACUGGAAAGCCAUGAAAACCUGCAGGGUGGCCAGGAGGCAGUCACCCACUCAGUCUGAGGGCCUGGCCUUCCUCACAGGGUUGUCGUGAUGAUAAAAAAUGGGAAAAGGGAACCAAAAAAAGUGAGGGGCAGUGGUUGAUCGCAGGAGCAACAACAAAUACAAUGAGAAGAAACGUAUGGGGAAAUAAAAGUAAAAAAUGCACUCUGGAUGAACUUGUCACUUAAGAGUCAGGCAAAUGGGGCUUUGGUCCUGGGUGUCAACAUUCAGAGAGAGGAGGAAUGUGCAGGUGAGACAGAUGUGGCCCUGAGCAGAUGUGAGCCACCUCCAGCCACUUCUCCACUCACGAGGAGCUAACCUGUGACGCCUCGGCCCGAAGGAGACGGCGUCCGCACACUGGGGCACGCCAGGCCACGUCACCGUGGGCGUGGGUGAGGCAAAAGAGAGAGGCAGAAAUGCAUGGAGCCAAACCUUGUCUGGUCUCGUCCAAAACUGAACCGUCCACUUGAGCAGGAAAAAAGCCAGGCAGCUGCUCGCUCGUUGGGUCUGUGAAGAAGGAAAGGGAGACUCUGAAGUCAGCCGAAGGGGCGGGCCGCCCGCCGGCUCCCUCGAGGAAGUCUUGGGUCGGGCAACCCUCUCGCUGCUGCUUCUCUUCCCUGCCAGCUGUGGCUCCUUUCUCUCUCCCCCCGAGGCCCCCAAGAGGUCUCUGGGAGACACGGGCCUGAGCCACCCAACCUGGGAGGCCUGGGCAACAGUCCUCCUUGCUUUGAAGGCUACCGAUCCCGUGUGCGGUGGGAAGAGAAAGAAGCCUCUCAAGCCCCGAAGUUCUCAGGCCGUUGUUCACCAGGAGCAGCCGCUUGACUGUCCAUGCUGAACGGGAGAACCCAGCAAUUAUUAAAAGACACAGGAUAUACAACGUGUGACUCACUUGUUUGCUGGAGAGCCGCUCUUAAACCCUCGCACCCGGAUCUACCGCGCAAAUCUUCCCGUUUCCUUGUCUCCCUGGGUUUUUCAAACAAGAGGUGUGAAACAGGACCCUUGGAGCUGCGGUUUCUGAGGGCAGGCACCAGAUCACAACAUUCCAGCCAAGAUGGAGACGUUCAGCUCCCGCAACCUGGCCCUGCAAGCCGAGAAGAAGAUCCUCAGCCGGAUGGCCAGCAAGUCCAUGGCAAACAUGUUCAUCGACGACACCAGCAGCGAGAUCCUGGACGAGCUCUACCGGAUCUCCAAGGAGUACACCCAGAACCGGGCCGAGUCCCAGAAGGUCAUCAAGAACCUCAUCAAGGUGGCCGUCAAGAUCUCCGUCCUCUACCGCAACAGCUGCUUCAGCGAGGCGGAGCUGAACUGGGCCGAGGAGUUCAAGCAGAAGCUCCACCAGGGAGCCAUGACGGCCAUCAGCUUCCACGAGGUGGACUUCACCUUCGAAAAGGCCGUCCUGGCUGAAAUCCUCCAGGAGUGCCGGGACCUGCUGCUGAGGCUGGUGGAGAAACACCUGACGCCCAAGUCCCACGGGCGCAUCCGGCACGUCUUCGACCACUUCGCUGACACGGAGUUCCUGGCCUGCCUCUACGCGCCCGGGGGCCCCUACCAGCCACGCCUGAAGAAGAUCUGCGACGGGAUGAACCGUCUCAUUGACGAGGGGAAGCUAUGAAGGCGUCCGGAGGCGGCGGAGAAAGGGCGAGGGCAAGCCGGAGGCCGGAGGGCAAAGACAAAACGCGAGACAUCUCACAGACCCCACGAACCUGGAAGCCGUAAAGCGUUUCAUCGGCUUCGGGAACCAUCAACGCGACCGGUGGCGUCUCCUGUGGUCUAGCUGACGGGCGACUCCUCUUCGCCUCCACGGCCAGAGUGGUUCACUCUGUGGGGCCCACAGCGGCCACCGCAUUUGGAGGACAGGGCAUGGCUCCAAUAGAGACACCCCUCUGGCCACUAGAACGCUCUCCCAUCAAACCCGUCCUCAUAAUUUCUAAACUUAGCAGCUUCAUAUGGCAGCUCAUAAGGACUAGAAACUUGACUUUUUUGUGAGUGGAGGAAUGAACUCUUUUCUAUAGAAUGGCGGUGGGGUAGAGACAGAACUUCUCAGUUUCUCCGGUGAGAUACAUUUGCCUUAUUCCUUGCUAAACUUUCCUGGCCUAUUACCGGGGGGCGGGGGGAGAGAAGUGGGGAAGAAAAUAUACAUACACUUGAAUAUUGUUUUCUGAUAAACUCUACUUUCUGCUGUGAAUUUCCUGCCACAAGCCAUAGAAACGAUUCUUUGAAAGACAGAUCAAGUGGUUUUUUUUUAAAAAGAUGAACUUAGAAGUUAUUCUGUUCUGCUUUUUGAGGGGAAGUGGAUGAAGAAACCCCAAUUUAGCUAGGAUUUAGCCUUGCUCCCUGUUUCUGUAACUGAAGCUGAAAACCCCUUUUGCAGCAGCUUUGCUCUGGACAUGGUAGUUGAGGACGGUCUCUGGCUGCUAGGAGACUACACACUAAGGGCCAGGGGCCUUAUUCCAGCGACAGAAAGGGCCAAUGGACGAGGGAGCAUAUGUUUAACUUUAAAAUGCCAGCAUAUUUUUACUUUAUGGCUGUCACUCUUGGGGACCUAAGUGAAGGCAUUUUGGCCUUCCAAAGUAAUCAUUCAAAAAGAAAGGGCAAAAGCUAGGAAAAUCUCAAAUUAGAGGGUGUGGGGGGGGAGACUGCUGGGGGUCGAACCCCACGGAGGUUGGAGGGGAACUUCCAUGAGGGCCGGACUCAGCUCUAGGGUUCCUGAGAGUUGAGGGUUUCUCCCAUCCUGAGAAUCCGUAGGGUAGCCUCAUCCGUUGUUCAAAAGCAGAGCCCCACAUUGCCAAAAAAAGGGGGCAGGUUAAGCAACUGGAGGGCUUCUCCCCCCCCCUCACCCCACAGGGGAUCUGCCCCAGGGUUUCUUUGCUUCUUUGCCAUUUUGCGGGGGGGGGGCAGUUGCUAAUAUUCUCAGGGAAUUUUCUGGGUCAUGCUUCCUCCUUUGCCCCUUUUGACUCAGGGAAUGAAAAUGUGGAAAUAAAACUUUUACACUCGGC